Messenger RNA from Adineta steineri, 1002 nucleotides. The record is from the annotation of a GenBank genome assembly. NCBI's taxonomy places the organism in Eukaryota, Metazoa, Rotifera, Eurotatoria, Adinetida, Adinetidae.
AUGCCAACAACUAUUGGACAAGGACUCUAUCAUAAUCGUAUUGGAUUAAUGUCCAAUAAACAACAACAACAACAUCUACCAGUAACGUCCUCAUCAAUAGGACAACAACAGCAACGACGAAUAACACCAUUAAAUGCGAUGGAACAUCAUCAACAAUCUUCUCAGCGACGACCACUUUCUUGGUUCCAAAAUCGUACUCGACGUCCUUCAUCCGGUGAUGAAAUUGAUUCUGAUCGUGAUUCAUCUCCACCAUCAUAUUCCAUAAGUAGUAAUGAUAAUUUAGGUCCAACACGUCGUUCAACACGUGUACCAAAACCAAAACAAGAUGCUGAUUUUGUAACAUUUCCAUUAUUGGAUCGUGAUGAACAUGGAAAUCAAAUUCCUCCUACACCAUCAUCAAUGCCAUUGAAUAAAGCUGAAGAUGAUGAAGAUGAUAUACCUUAUCGUUUAAUGGAUUAUCCACGUCCACCUCAACAAUCUCAAUCAUCAUCGACAACUUCUCCAACAACAUUAGCCGGUCCAGGAAGAAAACCACGUACAGUAGCUGAAAUGCGUGCAGCAACAAUUUCAAAUAAAAAACAACCACGUUGGCCAGAUGAUGAAUUAUAUCAUGUUAAAUCAUUUGUACCGCUUAUCAUGCCACAACAAAUGGCAAAUCCAUCAAUAAUGAGAAAUAAAAUGACAAUGUGUAAACCAUUAGUAUGUGAACGAGAAGUUGAAGCUAAACCAACAAGAUUUACUAUUGCAACACAAACAGAAAUGGAACAUAUGAUUCCAGAUGUACCUUUAGUUACAUUACCUGUACCAAUUUAUCUUCCAUCACCAACACCAAGUUAUCAAUUAUUUCAACCAAAAGCAGUACCAAUUCCAGUGCCUGUUUUUGUACCAAUUAUGAUACCAGUGCCAAGAAAAGCUUAUAAAAAUAUUCGUGACUAUCUUCAAAAACAACGUGAUCUAUUACCAGAUGAUCCAUAUGAAGCAGCACUUGUUAUGCAUGCUGAA